AUGCGGGAGAUGCGCUUAACCGGCUAUUCGGCCCCGUUCUUGUUCUUGCAGACGGCUCACCUGUUCUUGCAAGUUCAACACGACGUUUACGCCCUUGCAAUAGGAAAUAUAUAUGUCCGGACGGAAAAAAACCCAGCACCUUGGCAGUGGGUGUCCCUGUGUCUUCUUUUGGGAGAGAAAAAGGAGUUGGCUAUCGAUGGAAACCUCCUGGAUUUAGCAACAUCGGAGGUUAUUGAUCUGACGGUAUGUACGUGGCUCGUAUGGAAGCCUUGGCCAAGUGCGAAGAACUGCCUGGCGGGUACGAUCGCGACGUCGGCGAGGGGGAGUGGCAAGUCCUGGCCACAAACAACAGGAGGAUUGGUACCAUCUAUACUAACGGGACACACUCGCACUACGUGGCUGACGAUCCCUCCGGAGCCAAGGGCCUUUUCAAAGUCUCGGAGGUCACGGAGGACGAGCUCUGUCUUCCUCGACCACAACACAGACUUCCUGCUAACUUCGGUACUUAAUCAUAGAGGCUUAACCUACGCACAGGCCCUUGAGUACUGCCAGUCUUACGGCGGGAGUCUGCUUAGUGCCGCCAAGCGCUCGGAUCUGGAGGAAGCGGAACAGAUAACGAACGAGGGAAAUAUAUCCAUAUCCUUCUGGAUUGAUGACUGCACGGUUUGGAGGAAGACCGAUGGCCAGAUUGUAAUAUUUAAAAAACCGUGUGCUGCAACAACGAGGGAGUUUAUGUGCAAGGAUGUGACCUAA
Molecule: messenger RNA, 753 nt
Organism: Penaeus monodon (black tiger shrimp)
Lineage: Eukaryota; Metazoa; Arthropoda; Malacostraca; Decapoda; Penaeidae
Exons: 6
Coding region: 1-753 (250 amino acids)
Source: RefSeq, a predicted model, not a curated record